Molecule: messenger RNA, 3377 nt
Organism: Eufriesea mexicana
Lineage: Eukaryota; Metazoa; Arthropoda; Insecta; Hymenoptera; Apidae
Gene: mib2
Product: E3 ubiquitin-protein ligase mind bomb 2
Exons: 10
Coding region: 7-3036 (1009 amino acids)
Biological process (GO): protein ubiquitination
Cellular component (GO): cytoplasm
Molecular function (GO): protein binding; ubiquitin-protein transferase activity; zinc ion binding
Source: RefSeq, a predicted model, not a curated record
UUGGAAAUGUUAGAAGUUGGUUUAAGGGUGGUUCGUGGACAGGAUUGGAAGUGGGAUAAUCAAGAUGGUGGAGAGGGUCAUGCAGGAACAGUUGUAGAAAUCGGCAAACCUUCUUUAGGCAACUCAACUUCUAGUCCCAAUCCAUCUGACAGAACACCAGAUAAAACUGUUAUUGUUCAGUGGGAUCAUGGAUCUAGGAGCAAUUAUAGAAUUGGAUAUCAGGGAGCUUAUGACCUAUUGGUAUUUGACAAUGCAGCUAUAGGUGUUAAACACGCAAAUAUUAUAUGUGAUGGAUGUAAAAGACAUGGAAUAAUUGGCAUCAGAUGGAAAUGCGUGCAAUGCUGUGAUUAUGACUUGUGCACUCAGUGCUAUAUGGCUGAUGUGCAUGAUCUGAACCAUUGCUUUGAGAGGUUUCAAACAGCUAACUCUGUGGGGAUUCAAUUGACUCCAAGAGAAGGUUGCACUAAGAUACCUUUGAAAGGAAUAUUUAUUGGAGCUAAAGUUGUACGUGGUCCUGAUUGGGAAUGGGGAAAUCAAGAUGGUGGAAGAGGAAAAACUGGUAGAGUCAUAGAUAUACGUGGAUGGGACAAUGAAAGUAGUCGAUCAGUAGCAACUGUUUCAUGGUCUAAGGGCAGCACAAAUGUCUACCGUUUAGGGUAUAAGGGUUGUGUAGAUUUAUGUUAUGUGGAAGAAGCUACAACUGGCACAUAUUACAAGGAACAUCUUCCUCUCCUUGGGCAAUCAAUAAUGACCGUAUCGGAUAACGGAACCAACGGAACUCCGACUAGGAGUGGCGUUCCUUUUACUGUAUCUAGUCCACGCCACUCAACGUUUAAUGUUGGGGACAAAAUAAAGGUAUUGGUCGAUGUAGAUAGUUUAAAAGAAAUGCAGGAAGGCCAUGGUGGUUGGAAUCCACGUAUGGCCGAGUAUAUAGGAAAGGUCGGUAGAGUUCAUCGUAUUACGGAUAAGGGAGAUGUUCGUGUACAGUUCGAGGGAUGUAACAACAGAUGGACUUUUCACCCAGGUGGAUUGACAAAAGUCACUAGCAAAGACACUUUUUCUUUAGGAGACAUAGUUAGAGUGAAAACUGAUUUAUCUACAGUUAAACUCUAUCAACGGGGCCACGGAGAAUGGAUAGAUGUGAUGAAAAAUGCCCUAGGAAAAACUGGGAAAGUAAUCAAGAUAUAUUCCGAUGGAGAUUUAAGAGUAGCUUUAGAUGAUCAUACGUGGACAUUUAAUCCUUUAAGUGUCACCCUUAUUCCUCCUGGAACAGAGACUAUUGCACUACAGGAUGAAGUAACUAGAAGUCGAGAUUGGACAGCUGAAGGUGUUGAUAUAGAAGUUGAAAAACUAUUAAGAGAUGCAACCAGGGGUGAGGCUGGUGUCUCUGCAGUUCAAGAAUUCCUUAAAAAGUAUCCUGGAAGAGUAGAUGCGAGAGCUGGUGGUCCAGGAGGUGGUAAGAAGACUUGUCUACAGGUAGCAGCACAUCAAGGACAAAGAGAUCUUUGUACUCUACUUCUGCAUGCUGGAGCAUCUUUGCAAGCUGUAGAUGAGGAUGGAGAUACACCUCUUCACUAUGCUGCUUUUGGUAAUCAACCAGAGAUAAUGGAGUUGCUUCUUUCACGUGGUGCAGCAAUUAACGCCGUCAACAAUGGCAAAUGUAGCGCUCUACAUGUAGCUGUAAAUAAACAACAUGCUCAGUGUGUAAAAGUUUUAUUAAAUCAUCAGUGUGAUGUUAAUCUCCAAGAUUCAUAUGGGGACACAGCAUUGCACGACGCUAUCGGAAAAGAUGCUUUGGAUAUAAUUGAUGCUCUUUGUUCAUGGCCAAAGGUAGAUUUUACUUUGAGAAACAAGCGAGGCUUCAAUGUUCUACAUCACGCUGCUUUAAAGGGUAAUGCACAUGCAACACAGAGAUUAGUAGUACGAGCAAGACAUCUCGUAGAUGUUAAGAAAGAAGAUGGUUUUGCGGCAUUACAUCUUGCAGCUCUGAAUGGUCACAAGGAUGUAGCCGCCACGCUCCUUUCUCCUGAUGGUGGAAAUGCGAAAGUGGAUUUACGAAAUAAUCGUCGACAAACUCCUUUACACCUAGCAACUUCUCAAGGACAUUGGGCUUUAGUCGAACUUCUUGUGCAUUAUAAUGCUGAUAUUGCUAGCACAGAUGCCGAUGGAGAUACAGUGCUACAUAUUGCUAUAGUGAAAAGCCCUAAUCAAAGCAAUGUAGUUCCUACGCCCGAAAGUUGCCGGGACUCUCCUCUUAUUUAUACAAUAUGGCAAAAUUUGAGUAGACAAGGCGCAAGAACGGAAUUGGCAUUGGCCUGUUUCUUAGUAAGUGUAGAUAAGAGUUAUACCUUAUUGGACCAUGUAAGAAACUCAAAGAAUAAGACGCCAUUGGAUUUCCUCGAAGCCGAUUCACAAAUUGCUCCUUAUGCUGAUUUAUUACGGUGUUACCAAUACCAAAGUCACAGUACCCAAUUAGAAAUAGAAAAUGCUCCUGUUUCACAGUCUUCUAUAUAUCAAAUAGACACGACGUUACAAUCAGAAGUGCUGCGCGGAACAAGAAAGUGUGUUCAAGGUUCCGGUGAUGCUUCUGAGUGUCAUGGUUGCUUAGGUAUGGUAACAAAUGCAGUGAAAGAUGGAAACAGGUUUAAUCCGAGUAACAGUAUUGCGAUCAUCAAUUGUGUGCACUGUGGUCAUGGAAUUGCCAAAACGAAAGCUGUGCUCGAUGGCCAAAUAGCAACAGGAGAAAUUUCCUUGACAAAACAUGAAGAAAAAGUGAAAGAUAAUGCAUUAGAUGAGAAAAAAAGCGAGGAAGACCAGGGUAAAGAAAGAGAGAAAGAUAAAGAUUUAGAACGAUUGCGAUAUUUAGAGACAAGAGUAGCUGAUCUGGAGGAAGCUAAUAUGUGUAGUAUUUGCAUGGAACGCCGUCGAAAUGUCGCUUUUUUAUGUGGUCAUGGGGCCUGCGAGCAUUGUGCAGCACCAUUAAAAACCUGUCACAUGUGUCGCAAAGUUAUCACAAAAAAAAUCAAUUUGUAUUAAACAAUCAAGAUGGAAGCACUUGUACGUCCCCUAUUUAGACGCUAUUUUGAUUCCUAAUAUUUAUACUUUUUGGACGUUAAACACACAAUAUUAUUGGCGUGCAUAAUUAAAUAACUAAAUUACAACUGCCAAAAUAUACAAUAUCUGUUUCUAGAUAUACAAUAUUCAAUGGAGUCUCCACGCACCAUCGUUGUGCCAUAAACGAAAAGAAAAUUCAUAAAUCAUAUGGGCGAGUGUCAUAUUUAACCUUUUUUCUUGACAGAUUUGUACAUUAUUUUAAACAAAACAAUCAUGUGCUUCUUCUUCUUAUGAGCUAUAUAUACACUUCGCCCGUUGUAUCC